UCCACCGACGCCAAGGACCAGAGCGCCGAGCAGGCGUCGACGGACACCAAGGAGAGCGCCGAGCAGGCGGCGGCCGCCGUGGCCGGCCGCGGCACGCCCAAGAACCUGACGUUCGACGACGAGAACGGGAAGAUGGACGGCGUCGACCUGGUGAAGGACGACGGCAACAAGACGCGCAUCUCGGAGGAGAGCGCCAAGGUCGAAGGAGCCGCGCUGACGGUGAAGCCACUGGCCAAAGCGGCGGCGGCGACCACCGACACCGACACCACCAGCACGGCGGAGGCCCUGCCGAACGUCCAGGCGGAGCUGUUGACGGAGCGCGCGGCGCAGAACGGGUCGUUCACAACGCAGGCGGCGGAGUCCACCGAGGAGAAGAAGAAGCGCGCCGGCGCCGAGAAGAAGGCCAAGGGGAAUAAGAAGAAGAAGGCGCCGGGCGGAGGCGCGGCGACGCCGGCAGGGAAGUGGAAGCUGUGCAACUCGAGCGCCGGCGCCGACUACAUUCCGUGCCUGGACAACGAGGCCGCGAUCAAGAAGCUCAAGACGGACAAGCACUACGAGCACCGUGAGCGGCAUUGCCCCGCCGAGCCGCCGACGUGCCUGGUCCCGGCGCCGCCGGCGUACCGCGACCCAAUCCGGUGGCCGCACAGCCGCGACAAGAUCUGGUACCACAACGUGCCGCACACGGCGCUGGCCGAGUACAAGGGGCACCAGAACUGGGUGAAGGUCUCCGGCGAGCACCUAACGUUCCCCGGCGGCGGCACGCAGUUCAAGCACGGCGCGCUCCGGUACAUCGACCUGAUCCAGGCCGCGGCGGCGCCGGAGGGGGCGGUGGCGUGGGGCCGGCGCAGCCGCGUGGUGCUGGACGUCGGCUGCGGCGUGGCAAGCUUCGGCGGGUACCUGUUCGACCGCGACGUGCUGACCAUGUCGCUGGCGCCCAAGGACGAGCACGAGGCGCAGGUGCAGUUCGCGCUGGAGCGCGGGAUCCCGGCGAUCUCCGCCGUGAUGGGCACCCGGCGGCUUCCGUUCCCCGGCGGCGUCUUCGACGUCGUGCACUGCGCACGGUGCCGCGUGCCGUGGCACAUCGACGGCGGCAUGCUCCUCCUCGAGCUCAACCGCCUGCUCCGCCCCGGCGGCGUCUUCGUCUGGUCCGCCACGCCGGUCUACCAGAAGCUACCCGACGACGUCGAGAUCUGGGACGAGAUGGCGAAGCUGACCAAGGCCAUGUGCUGGGAGAUGGUGGCGAAGACGAAGCACACCGUCGUCGACGACCAGGUCGGCGUCGCCAUCUUCCGGAAGCCGGAGAGAAACGGCUGCUACGAGAAGAGGCCGGAGAAGGCGCCGCCGCUGUGCGAGCCCUCCGACGACCCCAACGCGGCGUGGAACAUCAAGCUGCGGGCGUGCAUGCACCGCGUGCCGGAGGACCCGUCGGAGCGGGGAGCACGGUGGCCGGAGCCGUGGCCGGAGAGGCUGGGGAAGGCGCCGUACUGGCUGGACGGCAGCCAGACGGGCGUGUACGGGAAGCCGGCGCCGGAGGACUUCGCGGCGGACCUGGAGCACUGGAGGAAGGUGGUGCGGAGCUCGUACCUCGCCGGCAUGGGCAUCGACUGGAAGACGAUCCGGAACGUGAUGGACAUGAGGGCCGUCUACGGCGGGCUCGCCGCCGCGCUACGGGAGAUGGAGGUGUGGGUGAUGAACGUGGUGACCAUCGACUCGCCGGACACGCUGCCGGUAAUCUACGAGCGCGGGCUGUUCGGGAUCUACCACGACUGGUGCGAGUCCUUCAGCACCUACCCGAGGUCCUACGACCUCCUCCAUGCCGACCACCUCUUCUCCAAGCUCAAGCCCAGGUGCAAGGUGUUGCCGGUGGUCGUGGAGGUGGACAGGAUCCUGAGGCCGAAUGGCAAGUUCAUCGUGCGGGACGACAAGGAGACGGUGGACGAGAUCCAGAGCGCGGUGAGGUCGUUGCAGUGGGAGGUCAGGAUGACAGUGUCCAAGAACAAGGAGGCGAUGCUGUGUGCGAGGAAGACGACGUGGCGGCCCACGGAGGUCGAGAGCAGAUGAUCGACCUAUGUAGCUGUAGCAGUCGUACUGUCAG
Setaria italica (foxtail millet) is the source of this 2095-nucleotide messenger RNA. RefSeq names its product probable methyltransferase PMT26. Bases 133 to 2061 code for a protein of 642 amino acids. Lineage: Eukaryota; Viridiplantae; Streptophyta; Magnoliopsida; Poales; Poaceae. Gene Ontology annotation, molecular function: methyltransferase activity. Gene Ontology annotation, cellular component: endosome; cytoplasm; trans-Golgi network. The transcript is spliced from 2 exons. The record is from RefSeq and is a predicted model, not a curated record.